GACUUGUCAAAAUCCACUGGCACACAGCUAGUACUUUAUUGUAUUGUGUCGUUCAGUUGUAUGGACGUAGUGUUUUUUUUUGGGUGUGCUGUAGUAUUGUAUAUUAUUUGAGAGAACUGAAAGCAGUCGUUCGUUCGACAUUUGUACAAUGUCUGUUGUUUUUCAAUGUGCAUUUAAAAAAAUUCAAGUUAAAUUACCAUUGAAUUAUUUCAAUGGACGCGCUAGCAAUUCGGGUUUCAAUUGAAUUGCACAAUAAUUUUGCGGAAAAUUGGUUGCGAUUCAGUUUAAGAAAACAGCAUCUUCAGUGAAUUUGUGUGUUAUACACACACACACACACAUCUAUAUAUUACUAUAUCGAUAAAAAUAUGGCUCGCAAGCAAUUGUUUAUAUGCGAUCUGCUACAAAGGCGGGAAAUCGGUUCACUGCAUCGCAACGAAAUUCAUCAAUUGACCGAAGCCAGCACCGGCCUAGCUGAUAAAUUAUUAGUACAUAAUAAUGUUAUUAAGACAAUUCCAUGCAUAGACGAUCGUUCGCGAUCCUCUUAUAUGGCAGUCACAAAUACCAAAGGCAUAGCCGCAAUGACCCAUUCGAACCGAUGUAUCAGCCUCAUUGACACGGGAACUAUGAAACGAAUCGCUGAAAUUGAUGGUCUCACACGCACCGUUUGGACGCUUUGCUUCCAUCCGCACAAUCCAAACCUGUUGGCCACCGGAGAUUUAGGCGGAACCGUUUGCGUUUUCUAUGGAACGACAAAAAUCCAAUCGAGACUGAACGACAGCUAUCCAGUAACAUCGAUUAGUUUCCAUUCCAAGGAACCACUGAUAUUUUAUUCCAUCGACAAUCGAAUUGUAAUAUGGAAUUAUGAGGAAAAUUUCAAAAUUAUCGAUCUCUUUGCGAUGGAAGAGUCGCGUAUAAAAUAUGUAAAAUACAAUCCCACCAAUGAUAUGCUCAUCACGGGAAUUCGCCGCGAAAAUCAAAUGUCAUCGUUUGAUACCAAAGAUGAACCGGACGAAAAUCAUGAAACUCGACUAAUUUCAUGCUCAUCAUUCUUCGAUCGUCUGUUGCGUUCAUUAAGUUCGAUUAUUGAUAACAUCGAUCCGAACAGUUUUGUUAACCUCGGCAAAUAUUGGUCACAUAUUCACGUACACACUAGCUCCUAUUACAAUGUUCUCAAGAGCUGUGACAAAGUGCAAUUACAGCCAGUGAAAUUUAUUGGCGAUUUUAACGUGUCACUGGCUUUAAUGCAAGUGCGUGUGCAUCAAAUUGCACGCAUGGUAUUUCGAUGUGAUAACUUUUCAAACGAUGACAUCCUAAAUGUUGAUUCGGAACUGGUAUCGACAUCGGAUGAAUUCAACUAUUACUCGAUACGAAACACAUUAGAAGCAAUAAAUUACAUUCUCAAAAUGUACAAAAAUGAAGUGAAGCAGUUCAAAUGUGUGGAUCAUUUAGAAUUUUCCACAUUGGCCGACAUCAUUGUCACCAUCCACCGAAUAUUGAAUCUCAACGAUUUAUCCAAUUUGAUAAGACAAAAUAUUCAACGGUCAGAUCUGUAUCAAUACAGACUACAGGCAUGGAAUAUGGCAAACAUGCAAGAAACAUACCUACCGGAUUUCUCACAAAACUGGCGUAAUUUGAUUACGUACUGUUACAUACACAACGAUUCCACGGUCGAGCUGUCCAGAUGUGGUACGAUGAUAGCCUCAUUCGAAGUAGCAAGUUCGAAGAAAAUAAUUACUGUACAUAGUUUAGAAAAAUCGACACUGGGUCAAUACAUCUGUUCAUAUGGAUUGGACAGUGAUGAGAUUUUGAUGUCGCUAUCAUUUUCGCCGUCAUCCGAGUACUUGUUAGUUGGUGUUCGAUCGAGUAAAAUUUUUGGAUGUUUUUUGAAAAUUGCCAAAAAUCGUAAGACAAAUAAAAUUAGCCCACCGAUAUGGAUACACAAUUCUGUUGAUAGUAUUGAAAAUAAUGACGACCAAAUUGCAAUGUUAAAACGAAGCCUAUCGAAUCCGGAUGUGAUCAGCUAUUUAAAAUGGUCAGCACGGUCGGGCGAUGGUGUUAUUAUCGGCUAUAAAACAUACCAAUUGCGUUGCUUGGUGCGCCGAUAACCAACACUGUGUCACAAAAAUUAAAUUCAAUAUGCUUAAGUCGUUGUUUGUCUCAAAUUGACAUUUGUGCAAACGAACUGAUUUAGAUUUUUAAGUGUCACUCCAUUUUUUUUUUGAAAUUGUAUCGAAAAAAAAUUCUGUUUCGUUUUACUUUAUCCAGUGAGAAGAAUUGUUUUUAAACUAUGGCAUCAAUGUAAUUAUUUGGUUUUUAAGGUUUUUUUUUGUUUGUAUGUUAAACAUAAUAUACGUUUCGAGUUUGAUAUAUGGUAGAUUUGAUGAAAAAAACAACACAGCUGAAUUGAUGGAAAUAGACGAACAAAGCGAGCCAAGUGCACUGUUGAAGGUCUUAUGAAGAGUUUCUCAGUUGUCAAAUUGCAGCCCAUCUGAUUUUGAUCAUCAUCAAACCAAACACUCACACUCGAAAUCAAUUUUAAAUACAUACAAUUCCGAAUCGGUUAUUUGUUUUUCCUUUCUGAAUGUGAUUCAUUUAAGUUAUCGAUAAAACGAACUGAAGUACGCAAUAUCCCAUUUUAGAAUGUACUCAAUGUGUCCUUUUCUAAUCAAAGAAAUAAAAUAGUCAUUAAAAUAAA
Molecule: messenger RNA, 2695 nt
Organism: Sitodiplosis mosellana (orange wheat blossom midge)
Lineage: Eukaryota; Metazoa; Arthropoda; Insecta; Diptera; Cecidomyiidae
Exons: 8
Coding region: 366-2105 (579 amino acids)
Biological process (GO): autophagy
Cellular component (GO): intracellular membrane-bounded organelle
Molecular function (GO): protein binding
Source: RefSeq, a predicted model, not a curated record